Medicago truncatula (barrel medic) is the source of this 4347-nucleotide messenger RNA. Its product is annotated as alpha-mannosidase 2. The coding region runs from base 384 to 3836 and encodes 1150 amino acids. The record is from RefSeq and is a predicted model, not a curated record. Gene Ontology annotation, cellular component: Golgi membrane. Gene Ontology annotation, biological process: N-glycan processing; mannose metabolic process; protein deglycosylation. Gene Ontology annotation, molecular function: carbohydrate binding; alpha-mannosidase activity. Lineage: Eukaryota; Viridiplantae; Streptophyta; Magnoliopsida; Fabales; Fabaceae. The transcript is spliced from 4 exons.
AGAAAAAUCACUUUUGUCCAUAGUGCAUACUUUUCUAAAUGUCUUGUGGAAAAACUAUACAAAGAUUUCUCUUCACAACACACUAGUCUCACACUCACUCUCACACUUACAUUGACAUUUCCAAAGCCAAACAAAAUAUCAUCAAAACUUGAUUUUUAAGCAAAAUCCCUAAAUGGGGUUUCUUCAAUUUUCUUCCUUCACCAUAGAUCCGUAAAAAUCACUUUUUUUUUCCAUCCCAGUUUUCUCAUAGACCCAACAAAAAAAAUCACUUUUUUUCAUCUCAAUUUUGCUAUAAACAUAGCAAAAAUCACUUUUUUCAUCCUAAUUUUGCUGUUACACAGAAAAAAAGCACUUAUUUUCAUCACCAAAGAACCCUAAAAAUCAUGGCUUUUUCAUCAAGACGUGGAGGAAACUGGGCACAAUCGAUUCUACCAUCAUCAAAUCCAAAAUCAAAGCAACCCAGAAAAUCAAAACGAAGAACACUAGUGAAAGAUUUCAUCUUUUCAAAUUUCUUCAUAAUUGGACUAAUAAUCUCUUUGUUAUUUUUUCUGAUUGUUCUUCUCAGAUUUGGUGUGCCAAAACCAAUCACAACCCAUUUCAGAACUCGUACAUCACGUUUCAGAAAACCAAAGAAACUAUCACUUAAUGGUAGUAGUACAAUUUUUGGUGGUUUUGCUAGUGUUGAUUUGACUACAAAGGGUUUGUAUGAUAAGAUUGAGUUUUUGGAUGUUGAUGGUGGUGCUUGGAAACAAGGGUGGAGUGUUAGUUAUAGAGGUGAUGAAUGGGAUAAUGAGAAGUUGAAGGUUUUUGUUGUUCCUCAUUCUCAUAAUGAUCCUGGUUGGAAACUUACUGUUGAGGAGUAUUAUGAUAGGCAAUCUAGACAUAUUCUUGAUACUAUUGUUGAAACUCUUAGCAAGGAUCCUCGCCGGAAGUUCAUAUGGGAAGAGAUGUCAUACUUAGAGAGAUGGUGGAGGGAUACCACAGAUGUCAUGAAGGAAACAUUCAUCAAUUUAGUGAAAAAUGGGCAGCUUGAAAUUGUUGGAGGUGGCUGGGUGAUGAAUGAUGAGGCCAAUUCCCAUUAUUAUGCUAUAAUUGAACAGAUUGCAGAAGGCAACAUGUGGUUGAACGACACCAUUGGGUUUGUUCCAAGAAAUAAUUGGGCCAUUGAUCCAUUUGGUUAUUCAUCUACCAUGGCAUAUCUUCUUCGUCGUAUGGGUUUUGACAACAUGCUUAUCCAGAGGACCCAUUAUGAGCUAAAGAAAGAACUUGCAUGGCAUAAGAAUUUAGAAUAUGUAUGGCGUCAAAGCUGGGAUGCAGAAGAAACCACAGAUAUAUUUGUCCAUAUGAUGCCCUUUUAUUCAUAUGACAUACCUCAUACGUGUGGUCCUGAGCCAGCUAUUUGUUGUCAGUUUGACUUCGCACGCAUGCAGGGUUUUGUUUAUGAACAAUGUCCGUGGGGACAAUAUCCUGUGGAGACUACUCAGGAAAAUGUUCAGGAAAGGGCACUUAAGUUACUUGAUCAAUACAAGAAAAAAUCUACUUUGUACAGAACAAAUACUCUUCUUGUUCCGCUUGGAGAUGAUUUUCGCUAUAUUAAUGUUGAAGAAGCCGAAGCACAGUUCAGAAAUUACCAAAUGUUGUUUGAUUAUAUCAAUUCAAACCCCAGUUUGAAUACAGAGGCGAAGUUUGGUACUUUGGAAGACUACUUUACAGUGGUUCGGGAUGAAGCUGAAAGAAUAAAUUACUCAUCUCCUGGUGUAGUCGGAUCCGGUCUAGUUGAAGGUUUUCCUUCCUUGUCUGGUGAUUUUUUUACUUAUGCUGAUCGGCAACAAGAUUACUGGAGUGGUUAUUAUGUUUCACGGCCAUUCUUUAAGGCUGUUGACAGGGUACUGGAGCAGACACUUCGAGCGACAGAAAUGAUGGUAGCUCUAACACUUGGUUGCUGUCGGAGAGCACAUUGUGAGAAGUUUGCAAUGGCGUUUUCGUAUAAGUUGACUGCUGCUAGAAGGAACUUGGCUCUUUUUCAGCAUCACGAUGGUGUAACUGGUACUGCAAAAGAUCAUGUGGUUAUGGACUACGGAACUCGAAUGCAUACCUCAUUACAAGACUUGCAGAUUUUUAUGUCGAAGGGAAUCGAGGCACUUCUUGGAAUACGGUAUGAUAAAUUGGAUCAAAGUCCUUCUCAGUAUGAACCCGCAAUAGUGAGAUCUAAAUAUGAUGCUCAGCCAGUGCAUAAAGUGAUUAGUAUUCGUGACGGUACUUACCAAUCGGUUGUGUUUUAUAAUCCUUUGGAGCAAACCAGAGAAGAAGUUGUGAUGGUUGUUGUCGACCGUCCUGACAUUACUGUUGUUGACUCUAACAUGACCUGUGUUCAAAGCCAAAUUUCUCCCGAGUUACGGUAUCACAAUAGCAAGAUCUUUACUGGAAAGCAUCGUGUUUACUGGAAAGUUUUGGUUCCUGCAAUGGGGUUGGAAACAUAUUAUAUCUCCAAUGGUUUUGUUGGUUGUGAAAAGGCUGAGCCUGCAAAGUUGAAACUUUUCUCCAAGGCUAGUUCGGUUACCUGUCCUUCGCCGUAUUCUUGUGGAAAAAUUGAAGGUGAUGUAGCUGAAAUUGAGAAUCAGCAUCAAAAACUAACUUUCAAUGUAAGAUAUGGUUUGUUGCAGAAGAUAACCUUAAAGAAUAGUUCGCCGAGUAUUGUCAAUGAGGAAGUAGGUUUGUAUGCUAGUUCGGGUGGGGCAUACUUGUUUAAGCCGAGUGGUGAAGCUCAGCCAAUUAUUGAAGGAGAUGGACUUUUGCUGAUCUCAGAGGGCCCUUUGUUGCAGGAAGUAUUCUCUUAUCCAAAGACAGCUUGGGAUAAAUCGCCGAUUUCUCAUAGUACUCGAAUAUACAACAGCGAGGAUGCAGUUCAAGGGUUUGUCGUUGAAAAGGAAUAUCAUGUUGAGCUCAUUGACCGUCAUUUCAAUGAUAGGGAGUUGAUAGUUAGAUAUAAAACUGAUGUCGAUAGCAAAAAGGUUUUUUAUUCUGAUUUAAAUGGAUUUCAGAUGAGUCGAAGAGAAACUUAUGAUAAGAUUCCUUUGCAAGGCAAUUACUACCCUAUGCCCUCUCUUGCAUUCAUACAAGCAUCCAAUGGUCGAAGGUUUUCUGUCCAUUCUCGGCAAUCGUUGGGUGUGGCAAGCCUUCAAAAUGGAUGGCUAGAGAUAAUGCUUGACCGUCGAUUGGUAAGAGAUGACGGCCGUGGUUUAGGCCAAGGAGUGAUGGAUAACCGCGUAAUGAAUGUUGUCUUCCACUUAACCGUCGAAUCCAAUAUUUCCACUACAUCAAAUUCGGUUUCGAGCUCUUACCCUCUCAACCCUUCCCUUUUAUCUCACCGUGUUGGUUCUCAUUUGAACUACCCAUUGCAUGCAUUCAUUUCCAAGAAGUCACAGGAAUUGUCUGUGAAGCCACCGCCUCGAUCGUUUUCCCCUCUCGCCACUCCCUUGCCAUGUGAUCUUCAUAUAGUCAACUUUAAGGUUCCAAAGCCGUUAAAGUUUUUGCAGCAACCACAUGAAAGUUCUAGAUUUGUUCUGAUUUUGCACCGACGACAUUAUGAUUCUUCGUACUGUCGGAAGGGAAGAUCAUCACAAUGCACUAGACUAGCUAACGACCCCGUGAAUCUGUUCAGCAUGUUCAAGGAUAUUACAGCCUCGAAAGUUAAAGCAACUUCAUUGAAUCUUCUCCAUGAAGAUCCUGAAAUCAUAGGGUUCACAGAACAGUUUGCUGAUGUUGCACAAGAGGGGCAUGUUUCCAUAUCUCCAAUGGAAAUACAAGCCUACCGGUUGGAGUUGCGGCCGCAAUAAUAGAUUUUGCUCGUUACAUAAUUUUUCCUGCUGAUUUAUGCUGAAACUAAACAAAGUGAACAUUUUGUUACUGCUCCACUAAUGGCAGGGAUGAAUUAUUCUUGGACUAAUUUCUCAUUUGAACACUUGAGUUUAAGAUGGUGCAGGUAAAAGAAUGUAUUGAAACAUCCAUGCAAGAGGUGUUACCUUCGUCGAGGAUUAGAUGCAUGAUAUUUUGUAAGAUUGCUGUUAUAAAGACACGGAUGAGACUCUAUAGGUUCUACAGCGCGGCUCCUUGGUUGUUUAGUCUGCUUUUGUAGUAUUUUGAUAAUUUUUGUCUUUCUGGAGUAGAGUUGAAAAAUGAGUUUUGCUUUAUUGAACGAUAACAUAUCUUGUAUAACAAGUUUUCUUAGAGACUAGUGAUACAUUCAUGUACAUAUUUAAUACCUCUAUUUUGUGCAAAUGAGUGUAUUCUUCUUUGGUUGCAGGCUCAACAAUUUGCAUUCACAGUUAUGAAAAUACAUUUCCUAGA